Molecule: messenger RNA, 2236 nt
Organism: Rosa rugosa (rugosa rose)
Lineage: Eukaryota; Viridiplantae; Streptophyta; Magnoliopsida; Rosales; Rosaceae
Product: cytochrome P450 CYP749A22-like
Exons: 5
Coding region: 31-1581 (516 amino acids)
Molecular function (GO): iron ion binding; heme binding; oxidoreductase activity, acting on paired donors, with incorporation or reduction of molecular oxygen
Source: RefSeq, a predicted model, not a curated record
UCACUUUGUUUACAAACCAACACCGAAAAAAUGAAUUCUUUGGGAGGCCUAGUGACCACUAUCUCAAGCUUUCUCUGUGCAUUUCUUCUCUUAGCUCUGAUCAAGAUCUUUCACAAACUAUGGUGGACUCCGAUUCGCAUACAGAAACUGAUGGCUUUGCAGGGAAUCAAAGGCCCUUCGUACAGAUUCAUCCAUGGAAACACCAAAGAGAUCUCCGAGAUGAAAAGGGAAGCCAUGAGCAGAAGGCUCACAAACUUUUCCCAUGACAUAUUUUCUCGAGUCCAACCUCAUAUUCACUCAUGGAACAAGACCUAUGGGAAGAAUUUUGUUCAAUGGUAUGGUUGUCAAGCUCAGCUGGUGAUUUCGGAGCCCGAAUUGAUCAAAGAGAUACUGAAUAAAAAGGACACUUAUCCGAAAAGGAAGCUCUUACCAUUGAUGAAGAAGAUAUUUGGAGAAGGUCUAGCCACAACAACCGAUCCCGAAAAAUGGGAGAAAUUGCGAAAACAGGCCGACCAUGCCUUCCAUGGAGACAGCUUAAAAAGUAUGAUUCCAACGAUGAUAGAUAGUACUGAGACGAUGCUACAGAGGUGGAAAAGCCAUGAUGGCAAAGAGAUUGAGGUGUAUGAAGAAUUUAAAUUGUUGACUUCGGAAGUGAUUUCGAAGACAGCAUUCGGCAGUAGCUAUUUAGAAGGGAAGAACAUUUUUGAUAUGUUCAACAAGUUAUGCUCCUUGUUACUCAAAACUUCUUUCAAAAUCAGAUUUCCUGGCAUCAGCAAGUUUUUCAAAACUAGCGAUGAGAUUGAAUCAGAGAAACUUGAGAAAGGAAUACAUGACUCCAUAGUGGAGAUUGUUAAGAAAAGAGAAAAGGAGACAAUGACUGCAGAAGAAGACAACUUUGGGAAUGAUUUUCUAGGAUUGCUUUUAAAGGCUCAUCAUGGUGCCAAUGACAAGCAGCGGAUUUCAGUGGAUGAACUGGUUGAUGAGUGCAAAAUCUUUUACUUUGCUGGACACGAAACCACUAAUGCUUUGCUUGCUUGGACCAUCCUUCUUCUGGCACUCCAUCCUGAUUGGCAAGAAGAAGCAAGAAAGGAGGUCUUACAAUCAUUUGGCAAACAAACUCCAGAUCCUGAUGGCCUUGCCAAACUAAAAACAAUGAGUAUGAUCAUCAAUGAGACUUUGAGGUUAUACGCACCAGUAAUAUCCUAUGAUAGGAGAGUUGAAAGGGAAGUUAGACUGGGAAAUCUCAUUAUUCCUGCUGGUUUCGAAUUGUACAUCUCCAGUUUAGCACUUCACCAUGAGCCUCAAUUCUGGGGAGAAGAUGUGCAUCUUUUCAAGCCAGAGCGAUUCUCUGACGGUGUUGUUAAAGCUACUAAUAAUAACAUAACCGCAUUCUUACCUUUUGGAAUGGGACCUCGAAUCUGUCCAGGGUUGAACUUUGCUACCAUUGAAGCCAAAGUUGUUCUUUCAAUGAUUCUACAGAACUAUUCCUUCACCCUUUCCCCAGGUUAUGUCCACUCGCCCUAUGAGAAUCUUAUUGUUCGCCCACAACAUGGUGUUCAAGUAAUGCUACGCUCACUGUGAAGUCUGAACUGCUUGUGAUCGAAAACCAGAAUUGGCCACUAUAAUCUUAGACUAGACAGAUAGUACUGAUUUUGGAAGUUUGGAUAUGGUAGCUUAUAAAGAGUGCAACUCCUGGUUGCGAGCCUGUUAUGAAUUAUCUCCUUCUGCAGCAGCUUAAUUGUUUCUGCUACAAUCAGUAUAUCAUGAAAUUUGUCUGCAAACCCCAACAGGAGAUUUUAAGGUGAAAUUGUAUGAAUUUUCUGUUUCAUAGGGAAAACAUGGCAUAUGUAAGAAAUUUUUCCGAGACAUUUUGCAGGAAUGCCAAAAAAUUAACAAUUUUGUGUAAACUGGCUGCAAGCUUGUAUAGGAGCACGAGAAGUGUUAAUUUUAUGUUACAAAAUGUAGAAACACCCUCCUGCUACUAAGACACAAGUCAUUUAGAAAAUUCAGUGUACCUGAAUUUAUUAUAACUAUGACAGCUGGAAUUACACAACUAGACCAAAGAAUCGGGUUAACAUUCUCAAAUUUGAAUCAAUGAUUUCCUUUGGCUAACUACAACUGUUUUACAAUGGAUAUUCAUCAAAUCGGGCUCAAAAAUGCCAAGUGCACUGACAACUUGUGGCAAAUGCAUCCACAGCCAAAAAAAAAAAUACCUUUAGCUCCUGCAGUUAGAAAC